UUUGCCAAAUUUUCAUCCUACUUUUUCCCCAUUGAUUUAUUCCAAAUGGUGUUUGUAUCUCUCAAUUUGAUUGACUUCCAUUCAUUCUCAGCUUAAUACCCACAUCUUCUUUUUCUCCUUCACUCCUCUGAAUUUACUGGGUUUUUCUCAGACUAGAAAAGAAAAGGAAAAUAUAAAAAAUUGGUUUCCAUUUUGUGUUGUAAUUUCUGCAGAGUUUGUUGGGUUUACAGCAGGAAAAGCUUCAAGCCCGAAGCAUAUACGCUCUAAAUAGGGCUACACGAAUUCAUCGAAACUGAGAAUUAUAUAAAUAUUUACAGUAGAUUUUUUUGUUGAAGCUUUAAAGCUUUAGUUUUUUUUUUUGUCGCUGGUUUUUGUGUGGAGUGAAUUUUCAUUUAAUUCCCAUCCUGUUUUUUUAAUUGGGGGAGACUCAAGAAAUCCAAAGACAUGGGAAAGCAUGGACCUUGCUAUCACUGUGGUGUUACAAGCACCCCUCUUUGGCGUAAUGGGCCUCCCGAGAAGCCAGUACUCUGCAAUGCAUGUGGUUCGCGGUGGAGGACAAAGGGAACACUGGCAAACUAUACACCUCUACAUGCUAGGGCUGAACCUGAUGAGUUAGAGGAUUUGAGGUUUCCUAGGGUGAAAACUAUUUCUAUUAAGAAUAAAGAGCCAAAGGUACUGAAGCGGAAACACAGUAUUGAGGUAGCUGAAUUUGUAGAGGUUCCUCCUGACCAUUACCAGGGUUUGCAAAAAGUCUAUGAUGAAGAUACAAGCAAUAGAUCAAGUUCUGGUUCUGCCAUAUCCAACUCAGAGAAAUACGCUCAAUAUGGCAUUGCUGAUACAAGUGAUUUGACAAGUCCCCCCCAACCCACUGCAUGGGAUUCAAUUGUGCCUUCCAGGAAGAGAACCUGUGUUGCAAGGCCAAAACCUUCUCCAGUUGAGGUUCUUACCAAAGAUCUGUAUACAUUAUGGUAUGAACAACAGUCAUCAUGCUUGUCUGGAUCAUCAGAAGAAGACUUGCUUCUUGAGAGCGACAAACCAAUGGUAUCUGUUGAGAUUGGACAUGGAAGUGUACUUAUUCGGCACCCAAGUUCAUUUAUUAGAGAAGAAGAGUCAGAAGCUAGCUCCCUUUCAGUUGAUAACAAGCAGUAUACCCUAACAUCACGGGAUAUGAGUUUUCGUGGUCGCAUUGAAGACACAGGUGCCUACUCAUCGAGUAAAGUUAAUGAGAAACUUAAGAAGAAUGCUUAUCCUGGGGUUGUACAGGAGCAUAUGAGAAGAGACAAGGAUCAAGUUGUAAAAUUACCGAUUCUUGCACAUCAUAAUUCUCCACUAUGUUACAUAGAUCUACAAGACAUUGUUAAUUUUGAAUUGUUUACAAGUAAUUUGACAAUUGCCGAACAACAACAGUUGAUGAGCUUAUUACCUUCUGUCGAUGCUUCGGAUGCUCCAUACAGCCUUAAAAGCAUGUUCGAUAGCGCUGAGUUCAAGCUGAAUCUAUCAUCCUUCCAAAAACUUAUUGCUGAGGGAGUUUUUGAUAACUCGUAUGGUGGGUUCAAUACGGAUGAUUGCAGAAUUUUGAAGAAACUUGUCUUGUGCGAUUUAACUAAAUCAAAGUGGGUGGAACAACAUACAGCUUUUAAGGAUCUGAAGUGCAAAAAUACCAUCAAGUCAGAAGUGACAGGACGAUACAAUGGCUUUGAAAUUGUCAAUGGAGCUAACUUUGAACUAUCACGAGAGGGACAGCACAAAAAAACUACAGGAUCGAAAGUUACCAUGAAGAGUCCCCGGAGAAUUCUGAUGAAGUCAGGCUAUGGUAAAAAAGAAAUCCUAGAUAGAGAUGAGUCUUUCGUGAGUGCUAAGAGUUUAUUUUCAAUCCAAAACGACAAUGGUUCCUCGGUGCUGGACACAUCCCACUUCGAAGGGGAGAACUCUGACCAGGAUUUGCUGCUUGAUGUACCAUCCAAUGGCUCCUUUCCACAGGCAGAACUACUCCCAAGUUCGAGUUUUGGCGCCAUGGCUAGUACUAGUAGCAGCUCAGCGUACCCAAAACUUAUCCACCCGUGAUGCUACUUGCAUACCUAUGUGCUACUUAUUUCGUAUACGAGGGGGGAGGGAGGUGUUUCUAGACUUUGGUUUCAACCUUUGUGGUUGUGUUCUUCAUUUCUUUGCAAAGAAAUAGGAGUUUCUGUUCAAUUUGAGGUUGGAUGGAUACCUUGUUCCCCACAUGAAACAUGGUGUUGGAAUCGAAAAGGGGAUGGGUUUAUUUGCAUUUUGGAUUAUGUACAGACUAACAAAAGAUUGUGUUAUGUAGCACAAAAAAGGAAAAGGAAGAAUGGAGAAUGUAUUAUUCAUAUCUUUA
Molecule: messenger RNA, 2359 nt
Organism: Salvia hispanica
Lineage: Eukaryota; Viridiplantae; Streptophyta; Magnoliopsida; Lamiales; Lamiaceae
Gene: GATA26
Product: GATA transcription factor 26
Biological process (GO): regulation of DNA-templated transcription
Molecular function (GO): zinc ion binding; sequence-specific DNA binding
Source: RefSeq, a predicted model, not a curated record